Molecule: messenger RNA, 5245 nt
Organism: Cheilinus undulatus (humphead wrasse)
Lineage: Eukaryota; Metazoa; Chordata; Actinopteri; Labriformes; Labridae
Product: zinc finger protein 91
Exons: 3
Coding region: 627-4166 (1179 amino acids)
Biological process (GO): regulation of transcription by RNA polymerase II
Molecular function (GO): RNA polymerase II cis-regulatory region sequence-specific DNA binding; DNA-binding transcription factor activity
Source: RefSeq, a predicted model, not a curated record
UUUAUUCAUUUGCAGCCAGUAUCGAUAAGUAACACAUAAAAUGUUGUUAUAAUGAAAGACAGUAAAAUGAAGUGGCAUUUUAGUUAACGAGUUGGUUUGAGAGGCCUGUAACGUGAGGAGCUAGCAAUCUGGCCUACCAAAGAAAACGCCUUCAUUGUUAGUCAUGCUGUUAUCUAUUAAUGAACACAGAUAGAUGGAUGCUGAGGCCCCAUUACUGCUGUGACAAAUAAAUGAUUAGUGUUGUGUAAAAACACGUUUGGUUGAAAUAUUCAAAAUAGUCGUCAGUGUAUUGCUCAGUAACUCAAAACUAUUGUAAUAUAGUUUCGAUUCUAUUUCGCCAGAUAACAAGCUGGUGGAAAUUUCUUGAAAAUUAGCGAAUGCAUCUUAAUCUAAAAUAAUUUAAUUUGUUUUUAGACUAACACCAUCUUCCUGUAACAAGUUGUCGAAGUAGUAAUGGUGAUAGAGCAGUGGAGUUACUUGCACAAAGUUUUGGUCAAAUGUAACAGUACGGAAUACCCAAGUUAUUUUCAACCGCAGUCGCUGGUGAAAGAGAGGACUUAAUGAACGUAAACAUUAUUCACCUUAAUAAUGGAUCAGAACAACUAUUUUAAUAAGCAGAUCCUGACAUGGGGAGUAAAAUGUCCUUCGGCAGAGAAAGCAGUGACCAAAACACCGUCUCUGAGUUGACCUCCAUGACGUCCCAGCCUCCUAAUUUAAUUCAUGCCACUACGGACUGCAAGCAGAUACCCGAAGACAUGAGAUGUAGUGAUGAAGACCUGACUUCUCAGAGGGAAGAGGAAAUGGAAACAGAAGGACUUAGUGAAUCUGCCCCUGAAACCCACUCAUCAGAACACUUAGAGUCUGAUAGCAUGAUUAACUCUGAAACAGAGGACAGAACUGACUGUCAACACAAUGAUCCCUCAUCACCAAAGGUAGGGUUAGAAGCUAACUCUGAAAUGUCACCAACAAGUCCCUCUUCUAAAGAAGGCCAUGAAUUGGCUGUGGAAGUCCGUAGGAAACGGGGGCGUCCUCGUAAAAGCAAAUCAUUGAAUGGUGGAGACCAAAACAGUCCAGAAUCUGCUUUUUUGGGGGCAGAGAUGCCAGGAUUAUUAAAGAACUGCAACACUGAUAAUGUGCCUAACCCUGAAGACGGUCACUUAAUGAGUAAUUCAUCCCACAAUGAGAUGGCUGGCCUUCAAACUGUCUCUGAUUGUAAAGUUGAAGACGGUGUCCUUGUGCUGCCAAAAAGAGGAAGAGGAAGGCCUAGAAAAUCUGAAGGUGUCAUACCCAAGCCUCCUAAACCUGCUCCUAAAAGAGUUAUUAAUUUCAGUGGUCCUGUACGGAUACUAAGGAGCAGAGGUGAACAACAGCCUUUGUCACAGGCUGGAAAGACUGAAUCUGAUAUCAAGGCAGACUGCAAGCAAACUGAAGAGGCUCUCAUAGAAAGUAAUGAUUCAUUUAACUUUCAAGAUAUUAAAAGGCGAGGGGCUGAGGUGGGCGAUCAGCAAGUUCCAGCUAAAGUAUCAAGACUGGAUGUUUCCCAGGAGGCCUCGGCAGUGUUGGGCAAUGACACCUGUCAUUGGAUGAAAAGAGAGACUGAUAAGCAGGUGGAAUUAAACAGUGAUGAACAUGACACCGAUAAAGAGCGAAAGAGUAGACGAGGCUCCCUGAAGUCUGGUGAAAUGCAGGUGCAGAAGAAACAAGAAGAGGAAUGUGCAAUGCCACAAAGAAACCAGCAGCAGUCCUCCAAGCCUGAAGUUUUUCCCUCAGCGAGGCGUAGCAGGAAAAGACCCCGUCAGUGGAAGAGAAGAAAACAGUCCUCAGACGUGAGUGACAUUCAGGUGCCACAAGCAAACAGCAUGCUUGAAUCCACAGAGACCACAAACUCGCAGGAAAAUGAGCCCUCCCAUGCAGAGGGCAUUACAUCCUCUGAACAACCUGAGGUGGGUCUUGCGGCUGUGAAACCUGAAAACAUAGAGAUAGAGGUGGAUGAUUUGAACCCUGUGUUAAAGUCAAAUACCACUAAAGUUUUACCAGACAUUCCAAACUCCAGUGCUACACCAGAGGCUCCAAGUAAUCAGGCAAUGUUCUUUAGACGCAGGAAAGGGGCCAAAAGAAGGAGGAGAAUAAAUAAUGUUGUGUUACCGAGAGCAGAGCCUGUAGAGAGCCGUGAAAGCAGCGAUGCCACUGAACAAAAAGCUGAAUCUGGUAAGGUGGACGAGCAGAGCAAUCCAGAUAACAAUCCAAAUGUCCAGAUCAUUAAAAGAGGAGGGAAAACUCUGUAUAAAUGUGGCUACUGUGGGCAGAUUUGUAAAUUUCUCUCUCAGUUCAUCAUCCAUCAACGCAUUCAUACAGGAGAAAGACCCUACAAAUGCGAAGAAUGUGGUAAAGGUUUUAGCAAAAAUUCCAAUUUAAAUCUUCACCUGAAGGUGCACUUGAAGAACAAAUUAUAUCGAAACUGUCCAUACUGCAAGAUGAAGCUGUCAUCUGCUGAGUAUGCUGCUCAUGUAAGUAUUCAUGCAAAACUGCUGGACCAGGUCCCUGAAAACAACAAGCCUGAAACGCGCAGCAGAGAUGCUGACCGUGAUAGCAGCCCUGCAGAUCAGGGGCCAGUCCCCAAAGAUAAGAGAGACCUAAAGGUGUGUCAGUACUGUGGCAAAACAUUUCCAUUUCAGUCAGCCCUCAUAAGACACGUGCGUGUUCACACUGGAGAGAAGCCUUAUAAAUGUGACAUAUGUGGCAAAGCUUUCGGUCAGGCCUAUUUCCUGCGAGUUCAUGAGCUGACACACUGGUCUGUGAAGCGUUACACUUGCACACGCUGUGAGAAAUCCUUCACUCAUUACAGUAACGCAAAAAAUCACAAUUGCGUACAGGAAAAAAGAAACGAUUUGCACCCCAACAGGCGCCAAAGGCCUUCACUCACUUACACGUGCCACAUCUGCAAAAGCAUUUUCAAUCAGCUGCAGGAUUUCAACAGCCACAUGAAAGCCCACACUGGUGCACAGCUUUAUCGCUGCUUGCAUUGUGACAAGCUUUUUGGUGUGCUCUCGGAAUAUAAUGCCCAUCGCAGCCUGUGCAGAGGCGAGAGAAUUGGCUCCAGCUCUGGGAUAAAAGAGGAAGAGACAAUGGAAUUGAUACAGUACGCAGUGCCGACAGCCAGGUGUUCACUGGACUCAGCUUCUUCCCUCACAGCAAAUGAAACACAUAAAAAAACAUCACAGAUCAGCCGCAAGAAACCAUCCGCUGACUUAAGGAAACCUUUCCAGUCGACAGUCAUACCUGCAAACAGUUUGUCACACCUGGUGUCAAAACUAAACAAACUAGAUACCCGCUCAGACCCGAGGAAGUAUUUAUGUCCAAACUGUGGGAGACUCUUCAGACACAUGGGCAGACUCCGAGCACACAUGCUCACUCACGCCCCGGCUCAAAGUUACACCUGCGCCUGCUGCGGCAAGACUCUAGAAAACUGGACAAAACUGUGGCAUCAUCAGAGAAUCCAUCGACAGAGGCGAGGCCGCUUCGCUUGUCCCCUGUGUGGGCGAGGCUUUCGGUUUGUGUCGGCGUACAAGAGACACAUGAGAGAGCACCCGGAGUUCCAAUGGGUUCAGUUCAGACCGAAGAAAGUGACUCUGCCUUAUCAGUGUGAGCAGUGCAGCUGCAGCUUCAAGACACUAGAUUUACUCUUCAAUCACCAGCUUUGCCAUUCCUCAGCACAAGACAUGCACAAGACCCCUGAACUUGAUUUAUUAAUGGAUGAACACUCUUCCCAGUAUUACAGGAAAACGUUAAACCUGCCCUCAAACGACCACAUGACAGCAUUAGAACCUGAGCACAACCACUCACCUCUGACCGCCCCCUCUAAAUGUCCAGACCCAGUCACUCAAGAGUCACCUCGAACUAACUUGGUUUCCUUUGUUCACAACCAGGGGGCUGAUUCAGGUAAAACGAUCCAAUCCAGAGAAACCAAUCAUAGCAGUCUAGAUGAACAUGCCCUUGGCAGACCCAUUACACCUCUGAGAACUAUAAAAAGGUACAAGACGCACAAUACCAGCAUACCAAAUGAAGGGUCUUCAGAUGGUUUAAAGUGUGCCGUUUGUGGUAAAACGUAUCCUGCUAUAGCAGAUCUUUAUCAACAUUAUUUGCAGCAUGCUCGAUGCCAGGUGUAAUUUCUGAAAUACGCAUUCUUUACCUAGUCUUUAUAAACGUCAGCUUUUUAAUUUGUUAACACAGGGGCCCUGUAGUUGUAGAUUAGAAAAUGUACAAACAGUCUGUUUCAUUCCAGGAAUUAAAACUGUUUUUGAAAUUCUUAUGGCCCUAAAUGGAUAUGAAAGAUUUGCCUCAGUUUUCAGACUCCAAAUUACACACUGAAUGUAUAAAGUAAAAGGGAAACUGAUAUCACUAUUCACCUUCAGGUAGAAGCCACUGAUUGCCCUUUAGUUUUGACAUCUAAUCAUUCAUCAAAGAAAAGAGAUGAACAACAUUUUAAAUUUGUCAUGGGUGGAUUGUGCUGAAGGAACUUUCAGCUUUGACAAAGAUUGAGAAAUAUUUGAUACAUUCAAACAUAGGUGGCCCGUAGCCCAGGGACCAGGGAUUAUGCUUUUCUAUGAAAUAAGCGAUUGAAAACAGAAGUUUUACCUGCUGUGGAUGUUUGAUCAUGGACUUCAAUAAAAUUAAUUUCUUUCUGAAAAUUAACCACUGAAAUAUUUUAAACCUUAGUUUGUCCUCUUUACUGUUAACCUCAUGGCAUCUUUAGUUUUUAAGCUGGAGGGAAAAAGUUCGACUGAUCAUGUUGCAAAAGUUCUUGGUAAAAUAAAAGCAUAGCAAGUUAAACACAUUUGGGAGAAAAAAUGUCUUGACUGUCAAAAGUGACCAGUCAACUGAAUAGCAGUAUGAUUUUACAAAUUUCAGCUGUAAAAGUAUUACCAAAUAUCAGGAGGGCUUUCAUACAAAAUCAGCUUUCUCCUCAUCUCAUAUAAUGACAUCUGUCACCUCUUUGUAUCUAAAUUUAUAGAGUGAAUAUCAGCUUUCCUCAUGCACAUGUUUUGUCAGAGUUUGCUCUGUGUUUCACAGAUAAAUGAUGGCUCAGAGUGUGAUAGGAGUGUUGCGGACGAUCAUUUUGUUUACUGCUAUUAAAAAGCUACGUUUUCAUGUGUCAGUGUUGGACACAAGAUGUUGGAAUCAUGAACAUUUUUGAAGAUGUUUUCCUGUUGUAUAUGACCCAAUGCUAUAGUUUGUCUUCAAUCAA